Exophiala aquamarina CBS 119918 is the source of this 2529-nucleotide messenger RNA. RefSeq lists its product as uncharacterized. The record is from RefSeq and is a predicted model, not a curated record. Gene Ontology annotation, biological process: DNA-templated transcription; regulation of DNA-templated transcription. NCBI's taxonomy places the organism in Eukaryota, Fungi, Ascomycota, Eurotiomycetes, Chaetothyriales, Herpotrichiellaceae. The transcript is spliced from 2 exons. Gene Ontology annotation, molecular function: DNA binding; zinc ion binding; DNA-binding transcription factor activity, RNA polymerase II-specific. The coding region runs from base 1 to 2529 and encodes 842 amino acids.
AUGUCCUCUGGAACAGAACCUGCCGUUGCGAUGUACCAGUGUGGGUUUUGCAAGGCGGAGUAUGUUCGUGCUGACCACCUUGUUCGCCACGUGCGAGGCCACACCAAGCAGCGUCCGUUCAUCUGCACUAUGUGCGGAAAAGGCUUUGCAAGACAAGACUUGUUGAAACGUCAUGCUUCGACGCAUAAUGGCGAAUACGUCGCCAGCUCAAAUGCAGAAGUCACUAAUCUAGCUCAGCUGAGACGAUACAACCAUCGAGUCCACCAAGCCUGCCGCUCAUGCGCCUCGAAAAAGGUGAAAUGUACCGAUCAGAAACCCUGCAAAAGAUGUCGAGAAAGUGGAAUUGCCUGCGAUUACGAACAAGGACUUGGCUCACCCAUCCAAGAUCAUGAGAGCCGUGAAAAAGGAAUGCCCGAAGCUGAGGCCCAUGAUCAGUCGCUGAUGCUUGUGGAUUCUACCUCACUGGAGCAUGGCUUAGAAAACGACUUGAACUUUGGACACUUUCACGACAACAACGUCGCCGCCAACGUGGUGAGCCAAUCUUCUACUGUGGAUAUACCACCAAUCAACUCUACACCGUCUCAAAUUGAUGUCAUGCAAGAUAUUCUAGGCAGUACUUUGACUCUCCCCGACUUUGGAGAUUUCAUCGAGAUUGAUCCAAAUCCUAUUCUAGACGACAUGGACUUUUCAUUCUUGAAUAAUACCGCUUUAAACACUUCUCAGCCAUCUCCUGCUUAUCUGGAACCCUCCCUGGCCUCAGAUUCAAGUCCAAACUCGUCCACAAUGGGGGCAGGUGCCGAGGCAUACCGCAGGUCCCGUGUCCACAGGGGCUGGGAGCCUGGACUGGAGGAAAAUCACGAGUUGGAACAUCAAAAUCUGGUAUUACCUCACAACAUGCAACCUGGGUGCUUGAAUUCUACGUCUGAGAUGACUUCAAUGACCAAAAAGCCCUUGUCGCUGUCAAUGAGGGAUCGCAUACUGGCUAUGAUACUUCGGACGGCGUCAGCCCAAGCCGUUGAACGCACUGUUGCAUCAUUUCCCGCGGUUGAAGUAUUGAGGGAUCUGAUUCAUCUUGCUUUUGUACGUAUGAGGAAUCUUCAAGCCAUCCCUGUGAUCCAUGUGCCCUCUUUCGACCUGAAUGGACAGCGGCCAGAACUACUGGCAGCAUUAAUUGCUUACGGCUCCAUUUACUCCCCUUCUCCGUCUGUGCGGAGAUUUGGUUACGCAAUUCAAGAGACUGUUCGGAUUGCCGUGAAUCAAUUGGUUGAACAGCAACAUGCAACGCUGCGGGAACAUGACGUCUGUCAGGCAUUCUACAUGCAAUUAUACCUGGCAUACUACAGUGGCAUAAGUCGGAAGAUUGAGAUGGCCGAGUGCAUCUCGAUGCUCGGCGUCACUGUUCUACGUCGAGGUAAAAUGCUUCAGACCCAGAAUUAUGUCCCUCCGGAGGAAUUUCUGAACCUUCCAGGACUCUCUCUGCAUGAAAAGUGGCUCAAGUGGGUUGACCAAGAAUCCCGAACACGUCUUGUCUACUUUGCCUUCACGCUGGACGCCCAUAUCUCUGCAUCACGCAACAUCAGCGUUCUAUUCCCAUAUUCGGAGCUGGAGGCACCUCUACCGACAGCAAAAAGGUUGUGGGAGGCUGGCUCUGCCACGAAGUGGAGGGACGUUCUCCAACACGACGUCGAUCUUCGGGGCAACCUGCCGCCCUCACUCAGUGCGAUAUUGCGCCACCCUUCUCUGAGUAUCAGGCACAAAUCGAUUGCGGACAUGACAUGUACUGCCCUUGCUUUCCUGGCAGGCUUCUGGGCCUUGGUCCACGAGUAUCAGCAGAUGAAUACCAUUCUGUCGUCGGGUCAGUCAUGGAAUGACUUUGUGCUCAACUCAAGAUAUUCAGAAAUGAACUCGACACUAGAACAGUUCAGAGCCGAACUCGCCGAUCUGGAUGAUGUUCGUCCAGAAGUGUUGAUUGUCCAAGAAUUCAUGGGGCUUCACCUUAACGUGUCAUUUUAUGAGCUUUCCAAAUAUGCCGGAAUUGGCACCGACGAGGAUGCUCAACUGGCCUUUCCAUACGUCCAAAGGUGGUUUGAGAGUCCUCAAUCUCGCGCUGCGCUUUGGCAUGCUGGACAAAUAUUCCGGGCGACCAGGUUGCUCCCAACUGGCAGUCUGACAGAUGUGUACGUGAUCGCACUGUACCAUGCUGCCAUCACCCUCUGGGUCUGGGGCAUGCUUUUCCGAGGUCAGGGCUCGACACUGGGUGUCAAUUCGCAGAAAGUCUCUCUGGAUGGUGAGGAGAGCCCUGCAGUCUUCAGAUAUCUGAAAGCAUCGCGCGCUCUACCAGGUUUGACUGCUAGCUCCGGCGACUUUUUGUCUCUGGACAAUUUAACCACCGCGCCUGAUCUCGCCAAUGAUAUUGUCAUGGCAAACUGGUGCUUAGAACCGCUGCCAUUGACAGCGGAAGAAGUUUCUCGACUGAUGCAGGGCAUUUCAACGAUUUGUCGACAAAGAUUCAAGGCGGUUCUUGGAUGA